Penicillium griseofulvum is the source of this 1347-nucleotide messenger RNA. RefSeq lists its product as uncharacterized. NCBI's taxonomy places the organism in Eukaryota, Fungi, Ascomycota, Eurotiomycetes, Eurotiales, Aspergillaceae. The coding region runs from base 1 to 1347 and encodes 448 amino acids. The record is from RefSeq and is a predicted model, not a curated record. The transcript has a single exon.
AUGGCUGCCGGCAACAUGUACGAACCGACUCCAAACCUUCAUCGUUUGAGCAGACAUAGCAUCCAAGAUCGAUAUGAGUCAGAUGAGGAGGCCGUAUCUGAAUCGGACACAGGCACCCAAGAUCUACUUUCUUCGCCCGUAGGCUCACGAGCCGGAAUUUAUGAUUCAGAUCUCAGUGCCGACGAUAAUUCUCUGGACCCUGAUUCUGACCGGGAUGAACAUACUCUGGCUCCCCCAAUAGUCAAACGGCCCCGACCCGUCUCUACUGCUACCAUUAAGAGAAAUAGCACUGCAACCUUCGACGAAGAUACGUAUGUGUUUGAUCCGGAGGACCAGAUGAUCUUCGAACUUCCACCGUCAGAUUCGCCGCCUCAACUGGCAUCUAGCACUUUUCUACAGCCAUCGAUAUACGUUUGGCCAAAACCACAGCCGGCCACCUCAAGAUCUCGCUCUACUUCACCCUCGUCGGUCUAUUCAGUAGACGAGGCAGAUAUUGAGGUUGCAAAGCAAGUGACGUUCAUGGAGCCCCGAACUCGUCCUACCCUGGUCUUCAUCAACACUCUGGGGUCACGAUCAAAGCCAUCAAGAUCUCGUUCUACCCAUUCCCGCUCCCGGGAAAGCAGCCGUAACCGCUCUGUGCAUGUCAAGACCGACAAGUCACCACGAUCCGAGAAAAGCAGCGUGAAACAGACCAAGUCAACUCCAACAGACCUGGAAGAUACCCAGUUCGCACCCAGCGCAACCAUAAACCACGUCUCCGAAAUCCCCUCAAUCCUCUAUUUCCCAGCACCACCACGCACACUUCCAUCCCAGAAUCGAAGACCCCAGACCUCAGGCGCGGAAAAACCAAUCCCACCACCGCUAACCCUGCGCUGUCGAUCCCCCUCAAUGCGCAGCACAAGCGGGAACAGCGUCUACUCCUAUACCUCCCGCCCAUCAACACCCUUCUCCGAGGACACGGGCCCAUUCAACACAAAUCACGGCGACCGUCUAGCCGGAGCUUACAGCCCGGCUUCGGUCUCAUCCGCCUCACCACCGCCAUACAUCUCCACCAAGCGCAGACCAUCAACAUACAGCGUAUCGAACAUGCUGGCAAGUCGCUCGCCACUAAUGAUGCGCCGCAUGACAAGGAAACAGUCUUCCUCCAGCGUCAAUUCUCUCAGUAGUCUGCGUUCAGAGGUCGAUGUCAAUGGGCCCUCUUCGUCACAGAUCUCCGUCGCUACUCAGCCUGCUGAUUCCCAUAUCGUGCGGAAGUCCAGCCAGCGUCGUCAUUUACGGCAUAAUAGCGUUGUGCCGAGGGGGUUUAUGGGGUUGAAGUUGGGGAAGAAGGCGCAUGCUAAGGCUUAG